AUGAUCAAACCAAGACGUCCGACAUUCACAUCGGCAGAACUCGAAUUACAACUACAGCAAAUCACCCUUGACCCUGCAUCGGGUGCAGCCGAAAACUUUGAAGCUCUCGCUCCUCUCAUAAAAUCUAUACAGGAAACAGACAGUGAACAAAUAUACCUCCGCGCGUUGGACAAGUUUGUCGAGGAGAAAGAACGGGAGAUCGAGAAGAUAUGCGAGGAGAACUACGAGGAAUUUGUUGGGUCCGUAUCGACACUUUUGACUAUACGUCAAGGGACAGGUAACCUCAGAAGGAGGAUCGGUGAGCUAGACGGACAGAUGGGAGAUGUAGGACGUGCACUGGGGGAGAAGAAAAGAGCACUGCUGGAGCAGAAACAGGUAGCAAGGAAUAUGGACGAUGCCAUCGAUACUCUACAAACUUGCCUCAGAUUGCUAGAUUUGGUGCAUCGACUUGGGGAGAUGAUCCGUGAAGGGAAAUAUUGGGGUGCUCUCAGGUCUCUGGAAGAUCUGAAUCAUCUAACUCCACCAUCCAUCUCCGACACUCCCUUCUACGCGCACAUACUUUCUUCUUUGCCGUCACUUCGUCUGUCGAUCAAGGACGCAGUGACGGCUUCUGCCAAAACGUGGCUUUUCGAGGUUCGUGAGAGCGGAGCCAAGGUUGGGCGUUUGGCCUUAGAUCAAAUGUCAGCUCGGAUCAAGAAGUGGAGAGCGAAGCGAGAGAAGGAAGGUGGUGUCAAGUUGGCAAGGGUUGGCGGGGCGCUCGAGCUGGUUCAUGACGAGCGGAUCGAAUUCGAUGCUCUGGAUAAUGACGAAAUACAUAUCGAUUUCAAACCCUUGUAUCAGUGUAUACAUAUUUACGAAGCUCUAGAUUGCAAGCCAGAAUUGCAGAGAAGUUAUCAAGACGAUCGUAAGACGCAAGCUACUCUUAUUUUGACCUCUCGACUCUCUACCACCCCCGAGACCCUCACCAACACCCUCCCUCUCCUUAUGCAAGAACUCGUCGGAUUCUUCAUCAUAGAGAAUCACGUUCUGCGAGCGGUACCGGAAUUCCGUUCUCAACGCGAUGUGGACGAGUUGUGGGAUGAAAUGUGUCGUCGCAUCGUCGAUGUCAUGGGCCAGGGGCUAAAAGGAUGCGCGAAGCCAGAAAUAUUCUUGGACAGCAAGACAAAUGUUCUCUUAUUCGUUCAGACACUCGAGGGUUACAGCUACAAUGUGACCGAGCUGAAUGGCGUCCUCAUUACGCUGUUUGAACGGUACUCCGAUUUGUUGGUUCGACGGUUCAGUGCCGAUUUUGACCAGAUCGUUACCGAUGACGAUAACCAGCCGAUGAUGGUCAAUGACCAGGAAGAGUUUGAACAAGUCGCGGGUGUUUGCUGGCUGGCAACCGGGGAGAAAGAGUCAUUAGCCAUGCAAAAUUUCCCUCAAGCUAUGCCAUUUUCACAAACCUUCCCUAUGUGCUGCAUCAACAUCCGAAAUUUCGUCGACCAAUUCUACAAUUUUACCGAUGGUGUCACUCAGAAUCAUCUGGACAUUGAUGAGGUUCUUCGCAAAUCACUGGAUGACCUUCUUACUAUGAAUGUCGCGAAACAAGUUUCUGAUCGCCUGAAAACCAUGAGCAACCUAUCGCAGAUCGCACAGGUCGUCAUCAAUCUGGAGCACUUCACCACAGCAUGUGAAGAACUGGAAUCUCUGCUCAUGGGCUUGAGAGCUUCACAACGUGGAGGACCUAUCAAACUCGCCUCAUGUAAAUCCUUUGCCGAAGCACUCGCUGCUGCCGAAAGUCGCAUCGAUCAAGUGAUUGGCUCCAAACUAGAAUCUUUCUUCGAAUUGGCAGAAUACAACUGGACUCCGGCUCGACCACAAAGCACCGCCACUGAACCGAGUACCUAUGUUUUCGAGAUGAUCACUUUCCUCACCGCUUAUGUAGACUCGGUUUUGAUAGGGUUGAAUGAAGGAAUAAAGACAAGGGCGUAUAUGAGCGCUUUGGCGAGAAUCAAUAAAUGGCUUAUGGACAUGCUAUGUGGUAAAGAUAUCCCAAGAUAUAACGAAGCCGCACUGUCAUCUGUCUUGGCAGAUGUGACUUUCAUCGAAGCUGAGAUCCGUCGGCUAGACAAACCGGAUCUUCAUCAUGUCUUUGAUGAAGUCAAACUUACGAUCAACAUUGUACUGUCCGAGGCUAUACAAGGAUAUCUCGAACCUUCUAUACGACAGAUGUCAUACUCGGCCGUCCAGCCAAGUAAACUGGUGAUUAUUCUGACGAAAUUGAGCCGAGCCGCCCAUUUGGCUGGUGGACCUGCCAAUUUGGGCAGAGCGGAGAGAAGGAGACACGAAGCGGAUGAGGUAGCGAGGUUGGUAAAUCAGAGAAUAUAA
This is a messenger RNA of Tremella mesenterica DSM 1558, 2367 nucleotides long. RefSeq lists its product as uncharacterized. NCBI's taxonomy places the organism in Eukaryota, Fungi, Basidiomycota, Tremellomycetes, Tremellales, Tremellaceae. The transcript is spliced from 14 exons. The record is from RefSeq and is a predicted model, not a curated record. Bases 1 to 2367 code for a protein of 788 amino acids. Gene Ontology annotation, cellular component: exocyst; membrane. Gene Ontology annotation, biological process: Golgi to plasma membrane transport; exocytosis; intracellular protein transport.